UAAUAUUGCGGAACAGUCACGUGUUGUUGACGGAAUGAAAUACGAGUGCGCGUGAAUUUUCGAAAUAAACAAUUAUAUUUCGUGAAUGUAUUUUAUAAUUACUGUAUAAGGUGUUACGUGAUUUCGAUAGCUGUCCAUCAACAUUCGAUACGUCUGGCGAAAAAAUGGGCAGAUCGAACUUGAAGAAGAAAAAAUGGACGAAGAACUUGGAGGAAGAGCCAAACGACUCAGGGGUACCGAUACCGAAUUUGCCGAACAAGUUUCUUCUGAUGCGCGUGAAAAGCGGCACGAAGAUUAGGAACGUUCUAGGGCACGCGCUGAAAGAGUUUCCCAAUUAUGGGUGCGUCGUUUGGACAUCGGCGGGCCAAGGGAUCGGAAAGGCCAUUUCCUGCGCGGAAUUGUUUAAAAAGAAGCAAGAAGGACUCCAUCAAAUCACGAACUUACGUUACGUUCAGUCGGAGAAGUCCAAAGCGGAGGAUAAACUCGAGACGAAGACGGAGACUCGUCACGUAGCAGAAAUACACAUUUUAUUAACGAAAGAAGUAAAAGAUACGACCGUACCUAGUUAUCAGGCACCCGACGAUCGCGGAGAAUUCGUGAAUGGCGAAGAAAUGAAAAAUAAGAAGAAGGGUAGGAAACAGGAGGCUGGCGGAGGCAACGUGACCUGUAUCGACGCUGAGGAAUUCGCAGCGAUGGGAUUGAGGACCGGUCAGAAAAGGCCGAAGAAAGAGCAGCAAACGGGAAUGCCGCCGAGGAAAAGUAAAAAAACGGGGAAACAAUGAUCGA
This is a messenger RNA of Hylaeus volcanicus, 786 nucleotides long. It is a transcript of the gene Rpp25, whose product is annotated as ribonuclease P protein subunit p25-like protein. Lineage: Eukaryota; Metazoa; Arthropoda; Insecta; Hymenoptera; Colletidae. The record is from RefSeq and is a predicted model, not a curated record. Gene Ontology annotation, biological process: tRNA 5'-leader removal. Gene Ontology annotation, cellular component: ribonuclease MRP complex. Bases 165 to 782 code for a protein of 205 amino acids. Gene Ontology annotation, molecular function: RNA binding. The transcript is spliced from 5 exons.